AUGCCCAACAAGUCCCAAUCAAAAGUCCCCAAGUCCGAGCAGGAGAGUCACAUCAUGGGAUCGCAAGUUAAUGCUCCCGAAAUGGCAGAUCAGCCUCAGCCUGCUUCUUCCGAUGUCGAUGAGACGAUGACUCGGGAUUACAAGGAGGCAAUCGACCAGUCUAAUGUCCUCUCUGGCGAUGCCCUUCGCCACGCAAAGCCCCAGUCUUCCACGGGCUACUACGAACCAACGGAGGAAGAAACUGAUAUCUCCUGGAGACCUGAUCCUUCGGGUCAUCCGCGCAGGACUUUCUAG
Molecule: messenger RNA, 294 nt
Organism: Penicillium paradoxum
Lineage: Eukaryota; Fungi; Ascomycota; Eurotiomycetes; Eurotiales; Aspergillaceae
Exons: 2
Coding region: 1-294 (97 amino acids)
Source: RefSeq, a predicted model, not a curated record